AUGAUGCAAUUUAUGCUGCUCUUCAGUCGACAAGGGAAGCUGAGGCUUCAGAAGUGGUAUACUGCCUAUCAGGACAAGAUGAAAAAGAAGAUCUGUCGCGAACUAAUCACUCAAAUCCUUUCAAGAAAGCCGAAGAUGUGUGCUUUUUUGGAAUACAAAGACCUCAAAAUAGUGUAUAAAAGGUACGCAUCACUGUACUUCUGCUGCGCUAUUGAACAAACAGAUAACGAGUUAAUCUGCCUUGAGGUUAUUCACAGAUAUGUGGAAUUGCUUGAUAAGUACUUUGGAAGUGUCUGUGAACUCGACAUUAUUUUCAAUUUCGAAAAAGCUUACUUUAUUCUGGAUGAAUUUCUUCUUGCGGGUGAGAUUCAAGAGACGAGUAAAAAGCAAGUAUUGAAAGCAAUUGCAGCUCAGGAUCUCAUUCAGGAGGUAUGUGCUAAUUUGUAA
Angiostrongylus costaricensis is the source of this 447-nucleotide messenger RNA. NCBI's taxonomy places the organism in Eukaryota, Metazoa, Nematoda, Chromadorea, Rhabditida, Metastrongylidae. The record is from the annotation of a GenBank genome assembly.